GAGUAACGUCUUAAAACUGGAUCAAAACUAGUUCAUUGGGUUCAAAGUUCACAUUGUAAUUUUGCACUAACUUUACCAGCUAGUUGCCACUCAGAGCUGAAAGAUGAUUGGUUUAACUCUACUGUUUAUCCUGGCCACUUUUUGCCUGUGGAAAUAUGGCAGAAAAUAUUUGGCUUUCAGAGCUUUUUUCAACAAAUUUCCAGGAGAAAAAGACUUCAGUUACUUGUAUGGCAAUUUGCAUAAGUAUCCAGGUCCUAAUGAGGAAGGGAUUGAGUAUGACUUCAAGAUGUGUACAGAGACAAAAUACUUCCAUCGCAUUUGGGCAGGGGCAUUCACUCCUGUAAUUUUGGUAUACCACCCUGAAUCUGUCAGACCAAUUCUGAAAUCCUCAGCUCCAAAACCAAGGGAUACGUUGUUUGCCACACCCUACGACAUGGGUGUACGUUGGUUGGGCGAGGGCCUACUUAUUGCCAAUGGUGCUAAAUGGGCCAGGAACAGACGCCUGCUCACACCAGCAUUCCAUUUUGAUAUCUUAAAGCCAUAUGUUGAUGUUUAUAACCAAUGCACGGAUACUCUUGUUAGCAAGAUUCAUGAGCUAAGUAAAAGUGGUGAAUCCUUUGACUUAUUUCAACCAGUUUGUAUGAGCACCCUAGAUGUCAUUCUCCAAUGUGCCUUCUCGUACAAGUCUUACUGCCAAACUAAAGGGAAAAAUGCCUACACUACAGCUAUGAUGCAGCUGAUGAUAUUGUGGACAGAUCGUAGCUUCAAGCCUCAAGUUUUCAAUGAGUUUAUCUAUGGGCUAACAUCAGAUGGCAAAAAAUUUUACAAGCUCUGUGAUGAAGUACAUGCUGUAGCUGAAGAUAUUAUAGAAAAGCGCAGAAAAGAAUUGGAAAAUCAAAAAGAAGAUGAAAAAAAUACAAAUAAAAAAGUCAAAGAUUUUCUGGACACUUUACUCACUGCAAGGGAUGAAGAUGGUUUUGGAUUGUCUCCCAUUGAAAUUCGCAAUGAAGUUGAUACCUUUUUGUUUGAAGGACAUGACACAACAGCCAGUGGAGUGACCUGGACACUCUACAGGCUAGCCCAACACCCAGAGUACCAGGAGAUGGUGUAUGAGGAGGUACUGAGGGUACUAGAUGGGAGGGAGCAGCUGGAGUGGUCUGACCUGAGCAAACUAGAGUUUACCACAAUGUGCAUCAAAGAAGGUUUAAGACUGGACACUGCUGUCCCCUUCAUUGAGAGGAAACUUGAGGAAGACACGCAGAUAAUGGAAUACACCAUACCCAAAGGAACGUUGGUGGCUGUCCAAAUUUUUGUUUUACAUCACAACCCUCACUUGUGGGACAGACCCCAUGAUUUCUGCCCUGAACGCUUCCACCCUGAUAAAACAAGGACCAUGGACCCCUUCCAGUUCCUUCCCUUUUCUGCAGGCUCCAGAAACUGUAUUGGACAAAACUUUGCAAUGAAUGAGAUGAAAAUAACCAUUGCUAAAGUCAUCAAAAACUUCAAGCUGACACUUGAUCUCAACAAACCAGCGCGUAGAUUUACCUGUGCCACAAUGAAAGCUGAGAAUGGUGUCAUGGUGUUUGCUGUACCCAGGUGAACUGUGGACAUUGGAUAGAACUUGUUCAUGCUGCUUCAUGAGAAUUUGGUAGAAUUUGUUCAUGUUGCUUCAUGAGAAUUUGAUAGAACUUGUUCAUGUUGCUUCAUGAGAAUUUGAUAGAACUUGUUCAUGUUGCUUCAUGAGAAUUUGAUAGAACUUGUUCAUGUUGCUUCAUGAGAAUUUGGUAGAAUUAGUUCAUGUUGCGCCAUGAGAAUUUGGUAGAAUUUGUUCAUGUUGCUUCACAAGAAUUUGGUAGAAUUUGUUCAUGUUGCUUCACAAGAAUUCGAUGAACUGUUAAUGUUGCUCCAUGAGAAUUUGACAGAACUUGCUCAUGUUAUGAAAUUUUUUUUAGAACCUAUUCUUGUAUCCCUGUGAGAUUUUUUUUUGAUAGAACUUAUUCAUGUUGCCCCAUUAAAAUUGUUUGAACUUGUUCAUGUUAUGAUAAUGUGAUAGAAUCUCUUGAUGUUGCAAUGAUGAAAUUGAAUAUCUACUUAGCAUAUUCAAAUCAAUGAGAUUUAAAGAAUAAUUAAUUGGCUAUGCAAUCAGUAUGUUGUUGAUUACACAUACACAAAUCAAAUUAUUUUAUCUAUUUGCCGUAAUACAGCUUUAAAGACUCUUGAAAGACAAUUACUUUUACAAGCUUUAAUUUUACUCAAUUCCUUGUCAUGUUAUUGUGAUAUCUUGUAAUCAGUUUUUCAUCAACUUCUGAUUGGUUUUAAAUCUAACAGCUUAAGCUCCAUUGGCAAUGCAUUGUGACACUAAGUCAAUGAUAUUUAAUUAAUUUUUACUUAAUUAAUAAUAGUUGUUUAAAAUGUGCAUUAUUACAACUCUCAACUA
Physella acuta is the source of this 2437-nucleotide messenger RNA. RefSeq names its product ultra-long-chain fatty acid omega-hydroxylase. The record is from RefSeq and is a predicted model, not a curated record. Gene Ontology annotation, molecular function: iron ion binding; heme binding; monooxygenase activity. NCBI's taxonomy places the organism in Eukaryota, Metazoa, Mollusca, Gastropoda, Physidae.